Sarcophilus harrisii (Tasmanian devil) is the source of this 4149-nucleotide messenger RNA. RefSeq names its product TNF receptor superfamily member 9 (gene TNFRSF9). Gene Ontology annotation, cellular component: external side of plasma membrane. NCBI's taxonomy places the organism in Eukaryota, Metazoa, Chordata, Mammalia, Dasyuromorphia, Dasyuridae. The transcript has 8 exons. Gene Ontology annotation, molecular function: cytokine binding; signaling receptor activity. The record is from RefSeq and is a predicted model, not a curated record. Gene Ontology annotation, biological process: apoptotic process; negative regulation of cell population proliferation. Bases 420 to 1253 code for a protein of 277 amino acids.
UCAUAGGAGCUUUGUGAGAUUCAAGUUCUCACCUUUAAAUGAUGGGAGCCAAAGAAGAUUUAAAACCACAAUUGGAACCUAUGAAAGGAUGCAGAAAUCAUUACUGAAUUCUGGAUGCUAUUGCCAGGGAACUCCGAAACUGGACCUAUUUCAAGGAAAACCCAGGCAAGCUUUAAAGAGGCUCUUCUGAAUCUGCCUGUGGGAGGGCAGCUCCUUCUGUUGUUUUUCCAGAACGAGGCUGGGUUGACAUCUGUGGAUUUUUGUAGGUAAUCAAUGAAUUUCCGGAUGGAUAAUUAGUUCACAAGACAUGAUCUAGUUUUAUCACCUGGAAGUUCCUCUUUUCGAGUGAAGAUUCUGGCAAUAAGUUAGAGUGCUGUGGGAACUGACCGUCUGAGUACCACCUUUCUCAAGACCCCAUCAUGGUAAACAGCUACAAUAGACUGGAGGCGAUAUCAACUCUUGUUAUACUACUCUGGGUAACUCUGGUCCAGGGUUCCUGUGGCAGCUGUCCAGCUGGUACUUUCUGGAAUGGUACAGAUUGUGGAAAAAACAAAAAUCAAGCUUGCAUCCCAUGUCCCCCAAAUAGUUUCUCUAGUACAGCUGGCGAACAGAGGACAUGUAACAUAUGCAGGAGAUGUGAAGGUAUUUUUAGAACAAAGAGAGAAUGUACUCCAACAAGUAAUACAGAGUGUGAUUGUAUGUCUGGGUAUCAUUGUUCCGGAGUAGGAUGUAAUAGGUGUCAACCAGAUUGCAAGCAAGGUCAAGAACUUCUAGGAAAAGGUUGUAGAGACUGUAGCUUUGGUACCUUUAAUGAUCAGACACGGGGGAACUGCAAACGCUGGACAAACUGCUCUUUGAAUGGACUAGUUGUGCUUGUAAAUGGAACCAAUAAAAGAGAUGUGAUAUGUGGAUCCACCCAAACAGUUGCCACUCUGGACACAAUCUCCAUGACAAUUCCAGCUUCUCUCGUGCACAUUGAUAAGAACCAUCAGCUCACAGCCUUUACUCUGGCAGUGAUUAUGGCUUCUGGGCUCUUUGCACUCCUCAUCCUGUCAUGGUUCUAUUGCUCCAUGGGAAACAAAAAGAAGCUGCCCUACUUCCUCAAGCAAGCUUUUAUAAAGCCAGUCCAAACUGCCCAAGAAGAGGAUGCUUGCAGCUGUGGGUUUCCAGAGGAAGAACAAGGAGAGCGUGAAAUCAUUAAAUUCCAGUCCGAGCUGCAUCUGGAGCUGUUUUUAAAAGACUCCAAACAGUGAAGCUUUGAACCCACGUCAAAGAGCCCCAGAAACCGUGUCUGCUGAUGCUCCCUGAAAUGAAGCCUCAGAAAGGCUCUCUUAAAAAGAGAGACUCAACUGCCUUUAUCAGAUGGCACUUCCCAGAGCUGGCUCUGAGGAAGAAACGGCUGAGGGGGCAGCCCCUCAACAGUGCGGAUGAGAAUCCAUCCCCAGCUGCCCCUUCUGUUGGACUCUUGUUCUACAUUUACCAUGGGCCAUUCUAUCCCAUGAGCCAGAAAGGUUCUCCACUUUCCCCUGACAUUCAAGGCUCCUUCUUUCAGGCUCCCCCCUGGUUAUAGGGAGCAUCCCCAGAGUCCUAGUGCUCCAAAACUCCACUAAGGCUUUGGAGACUGCCUCCCCUGAUUGAAGCCGUACAUCCAGACGGAGUUUCUGGGCUGCAAUUUUGUUCCAAUGUGGGACAGCUCAAAGUAAGUCUGUAUCGUUCCUGUUGGUUAGCACAGGACAUGUCUCUAGCCUGUGUCAUGACAUGACCAGAUCUUUUAGAAGAUAAGGAAACAGAGUCUCAUCAAUGUUGUUCAGGAAACAACAAAGGAACCCAGGGAUCACCUGCAAAGUUGUCACUCUCUACCCAGCCUGGGGUCCUUUUCUCUCCCGUUCCUUCCCAACCAGAGCAAUUUUCUCAUAUUCCAUCUUUCCUCCUCUUCCUUGUCUUGAACCAGAUUUCUUCCACCUAUCCCAUUGACUCCAUCUCUUCCCUACUUCUCACUUCUCUAUAAAACACUCUACUCUUGAACCUUACAUAUCAUUCAUUGUUUUUAAUCUUCUCCUUAUCAGGAAGCCUUUAAACACUUCACUUUUUAGCCUAUUUCUUCCCCAUCCCUUUCUUAAUAGCUGCUCGUUGAGUCCUCCACAAUUCAAUCAUGGGUGAAUAGGAUAGCACUAUGAUUUUAUCAGUAUAGGAAAUUUCCUCUUGCUUUUCCCAUUAUUAGGAUACACUGCCAUUUGGUGAGCACUGGAACUAUGGUUAUAGACUAAAUACUACACCAAAGAGCUAUGUUUUUCUUAAGUAUGGCUAGCCCAAAAGAUUUUAUUCAGUCGUUUUUCUUUAUAAAAUCAUGACCCUCCCAAAAAUAGUCAAGUAUAAACACCAAAGAGUGAAGUAGUCAUUCUCAAGAGUAAAUUAUUAGUGAGAAAAAAAUCUUGAUAUGACUUGAUGCUUUGCUCAUCAAUCCCAAUGACUCAUUGCUUAAUCAGACUCCGAAUUUCAAACACUUGGCAAUCAGCCUCCAGAUCACCUUUCAGUACUGGUCCCAGUUUACUUUCCAUCACAUAAUCUAGCCAUAUUGCCUUACUCAUUGUUUCCUGAACUUAGCAUCCUACCUAUAGGCCUUUGUAUAGGCUGUAUCUUCCAUGUCUGCAAUACACUCCCUUCUUAUUUCCAAUUUUUAGAAUCCUUAUCUUCAUUCAAGACUCGUGGGACACUGAUCACCCUUAAAUUAUCUAUUAAAUGUCAUAUCCUCUCCCAUUCCCAACCCAUGUAGCAUAUAAGCUCUCUUUGUAUCUUCAUACAUGCAAACUGAGCUCGUAGUCAGUUUUUGUCCCAGUUUCCUGUCUGGAUAGUUCUAGGAUUUUAUAUUAGUUUUGUAUCAAAAUUCCUACACAUCCAUUCUCAUUCUUGCUCCAGACAUCAUGUCUUCAGUUUUCUGAUUAUUUGGAACUUCCCUUCCAUUGAAUAGAAAGUAAACUUGCAAAAGAAUGUAAAUUCUUUGAGAACAAGGACUAGGGUUUUUGUCUUUGAAUCAUAGACCAAGUAGCUUAAUAAGAACACAGAGUCAUAGACCCCAUUCUGGGAGGAAUCUUAGAGGAUAUUUAGUCCAACUCCCUCAUUCCACAGAGGAAGAAACAAAGAGCCAGAGAGGUCAUGGGAUUUGUCCAAGAUGAUCCAUCUUCUGAUUCCAAAUCCAGCACAUUUGUCUAAUUACCAAGCUGCAUCUGUGAUUCAUAACAAGUAAAUUAUAAAUAUUUAUUGAACUGAAUCACUAGUAGACUGACAUUUAUGUAGCAAUUUACAGCUGGCAGCCCAAUUUCCUCACAUAACCCUGUGAAGUUGGUAAGACUAUGAUUUACAGUUUACAAAUGAGGAAAUCUGAGCUUUGAAAGGUUGUCACACAAUUAAGUGGAAGAUCAAUAAUCUUUUUUUAAAAUCAAUAUCAUCAUUUCCACAGGUUUACCAACCACUUUACAUGUGUUAAUUUAUUUAAUUCAUAGUACAAACCUGUAACAGAAGUGCUGUUAUUACUUCCAUUUAACAGAUGAGAAAAUUGAAACCCAGAGACCUAGUGAAUUGCCCAGGUUCACAAUGAUUUGAACUCAGAUUUUGUGGACUCCAAAUUCAGGACUGUAUCAAUUAUUCUAUCUAGACUGCUUCUUUCCCAGGUAAAAGGAAAACCUUUUCAUCCACUCUGUUCUCUGUGCUCCAAGUUUCUUAUCCUUCCUCCCAAAGACAGAAGGAGAAAGAGAGAGAAAAACAUCAUCUGAUUUUUUUUUUCCUAACAAAAAGUUCUCUACCCUAGCCACCUGACUUCUGUUUCUAACCUCCUUUUCUGGUAAGGCUGAGGAAUGGGGGAACCAAGAAAAGAAACUAAUUUCUCUUUGCUAUAGAUAUUCCAUCUACUUACAGCUUCAACUCAUAAACUCAAUUCCGAUACAAAUUGUUUUCUAUCAGAGGGACCAUGUUCCUUUCUAUAGAGCAUGAGGCUUAAAAAAUUUGAAGACCACAAAGACUUUAAAGAGAUAUAAAAUAGUUUCAUCAAAGCAAGAAUAGAAAUCCUUACUACUGAUUUCCAGAACUAAGGCAUCUUGUGGGAGUGUGUGUGUGUGUGUGUGUGUGUGUGUGUGUGUAUGUAUGUGUGUGUGU